CCUCCCCAAAACAUUCAUCAAAAUUACUACCUACAGCAAACCAUUUCUUGAGAGCUUCAAGUUUACGUCUAGUUGAGACGCUCAGUUCUUCACAAGGUAGACAUAAAAUGAGCAGUGGAGAUUGGAUGUGUGCUGCAUGCCAACACAUAAAUUUCAAGAAAAGGGAUGCAUGCCAACGAUGCAGCUGCCCUAAGUAUGCAACGUCGGCUGAUGUUGCCAUGUAUGGACUAAACAAAACAGAAGUCUUAGCUGGGGACUGGUAUUGCAGUGCUAUGAACUGUGGUUCUCACAACUAUGCAAGUCGAACAAACUGCUAUAGAUGUGGUGCCUUAAAAAGUGAUUAUUAUGGUAUCGGGACAGGAAUGAUGGCAUCAGCCGGCUAUGGAUAUGAUGCAAGUGCUGUUCCUGGUUGGAAGAGUGGUGAUUGGAUUUGCAGCAGAAUUGAAUGUGGUAUGCACAACUAUGCAAGCAGAGCAGAAUGUUAUAAAUGCAAGACACCUAGGGAUUUUGGAGGUGAUCUGAGAGAAAGUCAUUUAUAUUGAGCAACGCGGCAACCUGAAGUUAUUACUGAGGAUUUACCAGAACUCAUAACGUCAAUGACCCUUCUUCUUUUUCUUUUAGGCUCUUUUUUUUUUUUUUUUUUUUUUUUUUUGCUUUAACAGUUUUUAGUAGCAUUUCCCUGUAGUUGCUCAAAGAAGGGUUUUUAGCAUUGUAAUGGUGCAAAGUGUUCAAUGAAUGAAAUCCCUUCAGAUUUCGCAUUC
This is a messenger RNA of Nicotiana tabacum (common tobacco), 761 nucleotides long. RefSeq lists its product as uncharacterized. Gene Ontology annotation, cellular component: cytoplasm. The record is from RefSeq and is a predicted model, not a curated record. Lineage: Eukaryota; Viridiplantae; Streptophyta; Magnoliopsida; Solanales; Solanaceae. Gene Ontology annotation, molecular function: mRNA binding.